GGUGUUUUUGAGCAUGAGCUCUUCGUCAUACCCUUGGUCUGUUAACUCCGGAGUGGGGCGUGAAUGGUGGUGGCUGAUGAAGUGUAGAUUACGGGAAGACCUUACAAAGAAAGGAGCUCCAGUAGGGUAAAAAGAUCUCUGACGUUGCAAGUGAAGUUGGAGUUGACAAUUCUAUAUUCUGGCCAUUGUCGGAUGCUAAAUAACGUGCCCUUCCCCCACUCUUCCACUUUUCCAAAGAAGGAAAAAAAAGAAAACUUCUAUUAAUGAAAGGCUCACAGUCUCGGGUGAAGGGAGAAUACUUUACUUCCAAAAGUUACUAUCUGGUACCACGACCAGGCCAUACACCCAAGCCUUGCGUCCGCAUCCCCCGCUAUGGGCCCUUUUAGGCUUCCUUCGUCUCCAAUACCCAAUACCCCACGGGAGUCAGAAGCAUAAGGAUGUGAAAGGGAAGUGCUGCGCCGUGGAUUGGCCAGUUAGCCGGUGAAGCCCUGACUUAGUGCCUUUAGCUUAGCUAUGACACAUCGGACAGAAUCUCGAAUACCGGUAAUUCGAUCAUGCACUACCGUACCCGCUCGAGUACAGUACUCGAAAAUUCCCUACUCUACCCCAGAAAAGUGUGAAAACAGAACGAAACCUGAGCCACUCAGCCCCUCUAAGGCAAACUCUAAAAAGCAAAAAUAAUAAUACACCAACCCUUACGGGAGCAGGCAACUCCAAAGACAUCCGGAAUUCCCCCCCCUACCUAUCAGCAGUCAUAUAUCCAACACAACAAAUAUAAACAUAGGCAAAAACCCCGGCACCCCGAUUCCCGCACUACCGUGCCCCGUCACCAUACAUACAUGCAUACAGACAUACUCGUACACACACUACCGGCUACCAUACGACACUUUAUCAUACCAUAAUGUGUACAACAAAAAUCCACCUAUUACAUCCCCCGCCUUGUCCGUUUCUCCGGAACCCCAAAGCAGGUUGGUUGGUUGGUUGGCUGGCUGGCCAGUCGGAGGCGCAGAGGGAAAAAGGGUCUCCUUCGAUAAGACUCACCAUCCAUCCAUACCCCAUCCCAGAAAACCUGUCCCACCUACAGUACCAUCCGUCCCGCCAGGCAGAUUUUGAUCCGGCGAAACGCAAUUGAUAUCACAAGGUAUCACUCGUGCAGCGGCGCAGCGCAGAAGCGGGACUUGCCGCGGCAGAGCCUCACGGUUCUUCCUUGGCCGAAUCCGCCGACGAACCCGUCGCGAGGGGGCUAUCGGAAGAAAUAUGAUCCGUUGACAACGCGUCCACGGCAUUUUUCAAGGCUACUCGCACUCGCACUCGGUGGAUUUCACGAGAUUUUUUUUUCCUUUCCGGCACCGGUACCGGUGCUUGUACACAUUUUCGUUACGGUCGUGCCGGUGUCUGGAAUGGAGUUCUGCGUGGAUGUAUCCGACAAUGGAUGGAUGGACGGGUGACUAUAAAUUAUGGGAACGAGUGUUGGAUAGGAAAGGAUUAGGGGACUUUUUGAACACGUUCACAAAUUCAUGCCAAGAUGCUGUUUUUUUUUUAAUUUGUAUAUAUUGGACGUAUUACUAAGCGAGGAAAAAAGUGAGCGAAUGGGUACGAUUUUUGGUGUCAUGUGCUAUAUAUAAAUGCUACUGUGUCCAAUAAACUAUCUCAAUUGUUUUCUAUCAACCGCCCUCAUUGACUUGCCGUCUAUAUUGGGCUUUCUACGGUACAAGCUUUACCCUACGAUGGCCCCCGCGCUUACCCUUCCAACGCCUCCUCCAGAGUUGGAGGAGGCUCCUCUUCAAGGUUUGCACGGUAUGUAUGAUGAUAAUGGCUUGUGGUGCCAUUUCACGGCUCUGGUGACCAUCUGACGGGAACUGAUGUGUGGGUGGUGACUAGUUCUUGAUCUUCCGGCGUUGUAUACUAGGCCUCGGGUUGAAGAUUUGCUUUCUACACUCAACAGAUUGGCCCUCGCGCCAACUUCGUGGGACAAGGGUGGGCAAGGGGUUGUCGAUCCUCCGGGAUUGAGCAAAUGGUUGACUGGCAUAAUUGCUAGUCCGUUAAAGUGGAUCGGAAACGAUGAGGUCAAAGAGGUGGUAUGGGAGGCAGUGAGCACGCGAUUGGCGGAGAGGUGCGGACGAACAGGUGUUUAUCGUUCUCUCUCUCUCCCUAUUAUUAUAAUAACAGUGGUUAACCGAGUGGUUCAGCCAUGCCUUCACAAACAAGAACUUUUCAGAUCCCCCUCCCCUUUUCUCGAAAAUCCAUCAGCAUAUCCCUCCGCGAACCAACCCUUACAGCAGACAACCUUGGGUUAAAGACCUGGGCCUCUUCGUACCUCCUAUCCAAACGCCUUCCGCUACUCGACCUCCCAACCUUCUCAUCCACCGCGAGGGCCCUGGAACUCGGAGCUGGCACGGGUUUGGUUGGGUUAGCUGCGGCUGUGAUCUUUAAAAUUCCGGUUCUCCUUACCGAUUUGCCAGAUAUAGUGCCUAACCUACAGCACAACGCAAAUACAAAUUCUGCGCCUGGAACCGCGAUUUCGGUUUCGGUAAUGGACUGGCGGGAAGGAGUAUAUGAGGUUGUGUCCGAGGGUGAAAAGUAUGACCUGGUUCUUGCGGCGGAUCCCCUUUAUUCGCCAGAGCAUCCGGGACUUCUUGUUGGAAUGGUUGGCAAGUGGUUGAAGAGGGGAAGACAUAGCAGGGUUGUUGUUGAGAUGCCGUUAAGGGAUGGGUAUAGUUCUGAGAGGGUCGAUUUUAGGGGUAGAAUGGAAAAGGCUGGGUUGGAAAUCAGAAGUGAGGGAGUUGAGACUGGUGUCGAUGAUUGGGGAGCUGGAGGCGAGGUUAAGUGUUGGUGGAGCGUCUGGGGGUGGAAUGGGGACUGCGAAUUUUAUUCUGUCGGGACAUCGGAUGACGUUGGUUUGGAUUGAUGGGGGUUUCAGGGUUCCGGGUGCGCUUGGGGUUUAAAGGGGUGUUUGUUAAGGUAAGCAUUUUCCAUCGCCGGAUGGGUUAGACAUCAUUAGAGUUAUCGGAAUAGAAGUCGGAACAGAAGUCAUGAUAGAUGAGACGAGAUGAGAUGAGAUGAGAGGGAUUGAAUUUCUCGGCGAUUGUUUCUGCAGCGUUUGAUGAGCCGUGAUGUCAUCUCGAGCCAGAAUCCCGCGUAGCGUUGCCAUCGCCAUUGACAUUGCCAUUGUGCUGGAGCAUAGAGC
This is a messenger RNA of Tuber aestivum (summer truffle), 3187 nucleotides long. Lineage: Eukaryota; Fungi; Ascomycota; Pezizomycetes; Pezizales; Tuberaceae. The record is from the annotation of a GenBank genome assembly.